Molecule: messenger RNA, 236 nt
Organism: Phaethon lepturus (White-tailed tropicbird)
Lineage: Eukaryota; Metazoa; Chordata; Aves; Phaethontiformes; Phaethontidae
Gene: NDUFA11
Product: NADH dehydrogenase (ubiquinone) 1 alpha subcomplex, 11, 14.7kDa
Exons: 2
Biological process (GO): mitochondrial respiratory chain complex I assembly
Source: RefSeq, a predicted model, not a curated record
CUACUCUAGGAGCUGUGUUUGGCUUAACUACCUGCCUCAGUGCAGAAAUCCGAGAGGAACCAGAGGAUCCCUUGAACUAUUUCAUAGGAGGCUGUGCAACAGGAGCUGUCUUAGGUGCAAGAGCUCACAGUUACAUGACCGGUACCACUGCAUGUUUGGGGUUUGGAAUUACCGCUGCUCUAAUGAAGAUAGGUAACAAGGAGGGCUGGAGGCUGGCGGGACCUCCCAAGCUGUAA